AUGCUUCCUCGAGGAGUACCUCCUUAUCCGGGUCCCCUAUCGAUGACGCCAGAACAACAGUAUGAGUUGGUGGAGGCGCGAGCGUUGAUUACGGAGGAGGGCGAUCGCAUUCUGUUCGAAGAGGAUAUCACGCUCAAUGUGGAUUUUGGGACGGGGGUCGAGGAGAGACAUGUGGAGGGGUGUGGGGAUGGGGAGGAGGACGGUUAUUACUGGGGAGAUGGGGUGGGGGGUGAGGAUUCGGAGAGGGGUCGGGAGGGUGAGGAGAGUGGUGAGGAGGGUGAGGGUGGGAACUAUGUUUGUGCUGAUGAGAAGAGAGAUGAUGAUCAUGAUGACAAUGAUCAUGAUGGAGAAUCUUUAUUUGUCGGCACGGGAAAAAUGUCACAAGUAAAGAUAUCCAAGCCUCUGAGUCCAAAAUUACACAGGAUGAGAAGAAAAAAUCAAGCUGGUUCUAGCACAGCGAGUAUCUCGACCGUCUCAAGCAUGUCAACCAUUCAUGCGGAUGACUUGGAAAAGCGCAAUGCAUCACUUGAGCACGAUGACGAGUACCAAGUAAGCGAAAUGGAUAGUUCUGAAGAAAUCGAACAUGAUUCUUCUGGAGUUGCAAUCGCUUACGCGCAUGCGCCUUCGCCAUCAUCUGGUUCUGGAGAAAAUUUUCUGCUCGAGAGAGGAAGGAGUGCGGGUCAGGAUUCGCACGCGACUUGGGAUUUGCAGGUCGAGAAUAAGGAUUGCGGGUCUAAUAAGGCUAGAGGCGGGGCAGCAAGAAGUCUUUCCAAGGGAAGUCUAUUAAUCGGUAGAAGCAGAGAUAAGGAAAAAGGAAGCGACGGCAGUGCAGGUUGUAGAACAAGCAAGGCAUGGAACUUUGCUCGGAGUCUCAGCAGACGGAGCAAUAAUUCGGGACAUUCAUCACAGACAAUCCGACCUGCAGAAGGUGAUCAUGCCAUGCUUGGAGCGCAAAUGGAUGGGAGUGGAUUCCCAGACCAGCAUUCUUCUUUCGAGGAAGGAGAAAGUCUAAACAUGAGCUUUCAAGGCGAUGAGGAUAUUAUGGAACCUCGAGGUGGCGCCAGACCAUUUAUUGGCCCGCGACGCAACCCCGAGAUCCACGAUUUCCCCAGAUUCGACCCCGAACAAUUUACUCCGAGUAAGAAUAGGCAUGCGACUUCCGAUAAAUCACGGAGAAGAUCAGGCUCGGUAUCCGACGUUUCGACUGUGGGGGCGCAGGAAGCGCGCUCACCAUCUCCUUCUCUGCGAUCGCGUCAUUAUAGUUGCCGCGGUUCGUUCUCACUCAAUUGGGAUAAUAUUUCUUCGGAUACCGUGUAUCAUAAGCAUGCGCGACGCUUUUAUCAGAAUCCGGCGGCGUACGGCGCGGAGAUCCCGGGGUACAAUCCCGAGACGGAUAAUCCGUAUUUGGCUUAUGAUCGGUAUCAGGAAGUGAGUGAGUGGGCGGAUAGCACGGAGGAAGCGGAUCCCGAUCAUGUUGUUGCGUUGACGACGAGGGAAUUGAAGAGAUUGUGUGGAGCGGAGAUUCGGGUUCCUUUUGAUUUUAUUCCCGAGGGGUAUGUUAAUCCUCCUACUUCGAAGGCGGGAAGCGUGGUGGGUGAUGAUGAGGAUGUUGCUUCGAUUAUGGAGAUGGAAGGGAUGGUGAAGAACUGGACUGGAACCGAGACAUAA
This is a messenger RNA of Botrytis fragariae, 1668 nucleotides long. RefSeq lists its product as uncharacterized. The record is from RefSeq and is a predicted model, not a curated record. The coding region runs from base 1 to 1668 and encodes 555 amino acids. NCBI's taxonomy places the organism in Eukaryota, Fungi, Ascomycota, Leotiomycetes, Helotiales, Sclerotiniaceae. The transcript is spliced from 2 exons.